Messenger RNA from Cavia porcellus (domestic guinea pig), 6180 nucleotides. It is a transcript of the gene Resf1, whose product is annotated as retroelement silencing factor 1. The transcript is spliced from 7 exons. NCBI's taxonomy places the organism in Eukaryota, Metazoa, Chordata, Mammalia, Rodentia, Caviidae. The record is from RefSeq and is a predicted model, not a curated record. Gene Ontology annotation, molecular function: histone methyltransferase binding. Gene Ontology annotation, cellular component: nucleus. Bases 597 to 5630 code for a protein of 1677 amino acids.
GCGGGGCGGGCGCCGCGGAGCCAGGCGUUGCGCGACUCCGGCGCUUUGUUCCGCGCGGGCGGCCCGCGGCUGCGGCUCCUGGGCCCCGGGACUCCACAGUCACCGGCUCCACUCGGCCCUUCCCACCUCGGUCCAGGGCGGCGCCUCGCUGAGCCGGGGGGUCGCGGGGCCCUGGGCGACCGUGAGCAGCUUCAGGACCGGAGGAAAAAAAACAGUGAAUGGAAGGGAGUGGCUUCCUUGGCGGCGGGCACUAGAAACGUGUGCAGUAAUUAAAGAGCCAAAGAUUUGAAGUGCUCCCGUCUAUAGGCAGCUGUUAAUCUAGAGUCUACCUUUGGAGUUAAGCAUGAUGUGAAUAUUCCAUGGAUUUGGAGCAUAUGUGGACCUGUGAAUCUGCCCAGCCUGAUGCUUUCCAGGCUCAUUUUUGUGGAAACAUACAAGAUUUUCAUUGACAGGCUGGCGUAAACUCAAUAUUCAGCCCAAACUGGCCUCAAGCCUGUAACAGUCUUCCCUGCCACAGACUUCCAAGCACAUGGAUUACAAAUCCUGACAUUCAGAACAACAGACUCUGGCCACGCCACUUCUGUAUCAGAUCAACUAUGAGUUGGAAUACAAAACCACAGAGGGCUCCAUUACCACCACCGUAUCGUAAAAUUCAGCCUGCCUUUUCUCUGCCGUAUGCAUCGAACCAACUUUCCAACACAUCUCAAAGUUCUUUCAGUUGUCCUGCAAGUAACCAGGAACCCUACAUGUAUCUCAGUAAUUCAAAUGCAGUGUCACAGCCUCUGCCGAGUGUCAGAAAUUACAAUGUUAAUCUUCAAGUCCCUGCUUGUACUACGCCUAGCAGAACAGUGGUGACCUUGCAGACCUCAGUGGAAAGAACAGUAUACACAAAUGCUAAAGGACCCAUGCAACUAAAUCAAAAUUUGCAGGUGACUUCAGGAGUUAUACAAAACCUAAGAUUGAAUUCUUCAAUGAUGAAUUCUACACCCCCCCAAAUAGAGGCAACUGUGUCUCACCAGACUCACUUAGGAACAAAUCUAGCUAAUUCACACACACUGCAGACUCAGCAUACAGCAUCAGACACAUACUCCAUGCAGCUGCAGGCGACUCAGAAUUCAGCCAGAGUCCCUGUACCUUUACAGGGAAAUCAAGGAUUGUUGCAGUUGUUGACAAAUCGACAGGUUGAUUGGCCACAACAACAUGUAUCUGAUGAACCAGCAUUCUUGGACUACAGACCACUCCCAAAGCAACAUUCCUACCCAGCGCAAAGUUUCAUACCGGAUCCCACUAUUCACAAGAACAUCCUCAUGCCUUCUGUACCAUCACAGAGCACACAUAACCAACUCCCAACCUCUGCUCCAUCAAAUCAAGCCACAGCAUUAUCUUAUCAGUAUUCCCUACAAAGCAGCACAAGACCCCCCCUUCUUUACAACUGCAGAUAUGGAAGCCAGCCCAUGCAGAAUGUGCAACAUGUCACCAAAAAUUUGUCCGUGGAAGUUCCUCAGAAUCCAGAGACACACUCGUCUGAAGCAAAAAAAGAUUUCUGUCAAGGUUUUCAGCAGCAGUGGCAAAGCACAAAUGAUAAUCUUGCAGCAUUAGGGAAUUUCCGUGACAUAAAAUUCAAUGCUAAUGUCAGACAUUUUAGUGAGCCAACUAGAUCUGUGGAUGGUGUUCAGACUUCUCAAAACAAUCAAGAGAAAAGAGUGGAUUCUUGUAAUCCAACUUCAAGUCAAGGAGUUGACACAGCUAUUACAAAAGAAAAGCUAGCAAGAGAUAUUAAGUCAUUAGUAGAAAUCAAAAAAAAGUUUUCAGAACUGGCAAGGAAAAUUAAAAUUAAUAAAGAUCUGUUGAUAGCAGCAGGUUGUAAAUCAGUUAAUAUUAGCUUGGCCAAUGAGCCAGCUCAACGUCCUGAAUUGUUAGUAAAAGACAUCCCUGCUAAAACUCAGUGUUCCAUGGAACUGGUAAAAACAUGUCUUAAUCUUUGGAAAGAUGAACCAUCAAAAAUGGCAGAAGAAAAGGCUUCAAAUCCUGCCGGGGAGAAACAGGCUACUGAGAUGACAGAUGCAUCCACUGGAAUGUCAAAGCCCCCGGAAGUCCCUGUGGAGAAUCAUCCUUCAAUUGAGAGAAAUCCUCAGAACAAAGCAGUAAACCCAUUGCAAGAAGCAACUUUGUCCAUGCUAGUGCAAAAUUAUGAGCCUUCAUGUGCAAAUGUAGCAAAGGGGACAGAACUCCAGAUUGCUGUAGUGUCACCCUUGAUUCUUUCAAAUGUCAUCAAAGAAAUAACACCUGGAACUCUGCCUGAGCCAGUGUAUCCUGUUAUCAAAGAAGGCAGCAUUUGUAGCUUACAGAAUCAGCCAGCAGCAGAAAAUGCAGUGAUAACUGCUGCCUUGAAAGUUGAUGUUACCAAGCCAGUAGUGAGUCCAACGUCAGCCAAGGUUAUCCCUUUGAUUCAGAAGGAAAAGCAGAAUGAGCCAAGUAAUGGUAAUUUACAAGAUGUGUCCAGUGCUCAUGUGGAACAGGGCUGUGGUCUAAAUGGUUUGCAAACCUUGCCUAAACCAAAGGACAGAGCUCUUGUGAGUGAUGAUUUAUUACAGAUUGAAAAUAUUUGCUCUCUUGUUGAAGGGGAUGUAUCAUAUAAUUCCAAGAUUGCAAAGAUGUUCAGCUCUUCCCCUUUGAAAAAGGUUAAGCCAUCAAAAGUUUCUCUGCCCAGUCAGCAAGUAAUUAGUACUGCAUACCAAAAAGAACCAGUGGAACCAGCUACUGAGAGUAAAGACAGUAAAUAUGUACAAUACACAGACUUUCCAUAUGCCAUUGCCGUGGUAAGGAGGGAAGAAAAACAGGAGCUUGUAGGUUCCUCAUUUGUGGAGCCAGGGGUUCUAGAGGAAAGCAACUCAGACAGGACUCCUGAGGAUUUGGACACCCCUAGGGAUGCAUGCUAUUCUCCAGCUGCUGCUGCUAAGCAGGACAUUUCCUCUGAGGACUUCAACAAUUCCAGUGGUCUCCCUGCCCAGCACCCUGCAGUGGGUGACAGUCAGGACCACCCCACCUGCCUGCAUGACCAGCUGUCGGAACUUUUAAAGGAGUUCCCUUAUGGCAUCGAAGGCCUGAACCCAUAUGGGAGUUUUGUGAGCCAAAAGACAGAACAGGUCUCAGAAGAUCAGAGUGGUGGUAAAGUCAGUUUUCAUACUAAGGAACCCACAGACCAACUAAAAAUUACAGUCCUAAGCUCAGAACAAAUGAAAGAAUUAUUUCCCGAACAGGAUGAACCCCGUGAUGCAGACACACUCCAACACCAUGAGGUAGACAAAUCAGAACCUCCCAAAAAAAAGUGCGUCACAGAAGUUGAGAGCCAGUGUGACCCCUUGAUUCCCCCCGGAGGAGAAAAUCCAGAUUGUCCAGAGGACACGGACAAAAUCUAUUGCUGUGCUCUGGGCUGGCUUGCAAUGAUUUAUGAAGGGGUCCCCAAGUGUCGCUGUAACAUUGUGGAGGUGAAUAAGGAGGAGGUGCAGCAGGCUCCAUGGAAAACCAGCAAUUGUGAACAAGGACAACAGACCAUUACUGCGGGCGUCACUGCUGCUCAGUGUGAUGAUGUCUCACCUUAUCCAAAAACACCUCCUGCUGCUGUACCUGAGAAGUCACAUUUGACUAAAAAAAAUGACAACAAUAUAAAAGAUGCAUCUGAACCCAGGCAGGACAGCACACCAAGCAAGACACAGCUACCUGAUCAGGUUCCCCCUAAAUGUAAAAUCAGUGAUAAAGAUGCAUGCGGAAAAAAAUGUGGGGCCUUGGCAAAUGAGGGGCAAGAAUUAAAUGGCCAGUUGUCAUCUAAAGACAGUAAACUAGGCUCCUCACAGAGGAAUAAAGGAGUAAAACUCAAAUUUCAUGAGGUCAAAUUCCAAUCCAGCAGUCCUGACCAAGCUUCAAAGGAGGAGGGGCCCCUGAAGAAACACACACUGCAGAACUCAGAUCUACUGGACCCCAAAGUGAGUCUUUUCCCAAGUAAAGACCCAUGUAGGAAGAAUGGCUCUUAUGUACAGUCCUCUUCAGAAAAAAAAUUAAAAUCCAGAGAAAGCUGUCCCCAAGAAGCACAUUUUGAAAAAAGGAAGUUAGAACAAGAGGAAGUAACAGGUUUGGAGAUGAAAAAGAGGAGAUCCAAUAAAGAAGAACAGAAUAAAAAUACAGGAGUGACGUACAAGUCAUGUGAUAGUGUGCCAAACCCGAAUGAGCAAGCCAUUGUCAGAGAAAGUACAUUAAAGUCCUCAGACUUCAGGAACACAGGUGAGAGACCCACAAAUAGAGACAAGACAGCAUCACAGUCACAGUUGUCAAAUGUUAAGGACACUAGGGAAAGAGUCAGCAUUAGACAGCAGACAGUGUCUAAGAUGCAGGCCUCGGAUGCCAAGGACACAAGGGAGAGAGCCACAGUUAGAGACAAGGCCGUAUCACAGACCCAGGCCUCACAAGCCAAGGACACUAGGGAAAGAAUCACUGCUGAAGAACAGGCAGCACAGACGCAGGUCUCAGACGCCAAGGACACAAGGGGGAGAGCCACAGUUAGCAAUAAGACGGCAUCACAAACACAGGCCGCAUGUGCCAAGGACACUAGAGAAAGAAACAGUGUUAAAGAGCAGACAGCACAGACGCGGGCCUCAGAUGUCAAGGACACACAGGGAAGAACCACUGUUCAAGAACGGAGUGCACCACAGACACAGGCCUCAGAUGCCAAGGAUGGUUCUUGCAGGCUUAAGAAAGUGAUAACACUGCAGGAAUACUUCCAGAGGAAGAGGCAAAACGGACCGAUGGCUGAAACUGCCAAGAAAAUCUGUUUGGAAAAUGUUUCAGGCAAUUUCACAUCCACAAGCCCCACUACAGAUUGUGCACAAGUAGAAAGUUGUGGAAGAUUGAAUGGUAAAGGUGGCAGCAGUUUAGAGACCUUGAAAAAGUCCUCAAAUGUUUGUGCUAACUGUGGUAAAGACCUUAAAGCCCACCUUGCUGAGGAGUCUAAAACGUGUGCCCUUUGGAACCAGGUGAAAGGGAGAGCAGAUGGUAAACAGCCAACCAAAACCAAAGUAGACAAAACCUUGUGCAACAUUAGCAAUGAGAUGUCUCCCCAGUCAAAAGAACAGAGAAAGUCAUACUUGAACCGAGUGAACUUCAGGUGCACAGAGCGUGAGCGCAUCUGUCUUAGCACAUUCACCGGUUCCUCCUGGAAGCUUGGGAAACGUGAAAACCAGGAACACAAGCCUACGGCUUCUUUCCCAGGGAAGGACUCUGCUUCAAAGCCAGGCCUGCUGGAGUUCAAGUUAUGCCCGGAUGUACUGUUAAAGAAUACAAACUCUGCUGAGGACAAAUCGGCUCUCAAUGCUUACCCGGAGGAGCAGGUCACCGCGCAAGUUUCAGGAAUAAAAAGUUCAAGAAAAGACUGGAUAAAAUGUGUAACUGAGAAGACGAUGCAGAAAGCCAACCAAGAAAAUGGUGUCCACUCAAGACUUCUCCAGCGAAGUGCCAGUACGGAUGGACGAGAAGCACAGCAGAACCUGACGAAGGAGUCCCGGACCAUGUUCCAGACCUACAAGCAGAUGUACCUGCAGAAGCGGGGUGGGGACCUGGGCAGCAGCCCCAUCCAGUGACCACACACACUGCCUCGUGGCCCUAUGGCUUCUUGUCAUUUCCUCCCUAGUCUCUCCAGGCUUUGCUUGGGAUGGCUGCAGUGGUGAGCGCCCAGGACUUUGGUUACCAUGAAGUGUUAGUAUUUGUGCUUUGUAUCAAUUACUUGACAGCCCUGUGGGUUGGCACCUGUGAGAUACGGUGGUGUGUGUCAGGGAAGUUUGAUCUCCUGUAUUGUAAAGCACAUUUAUUGUUAUUUUCUCGACGCUUAUGCACAUCACAUUUGAAAAUGCCAGCUGCCCAUCGGAAGUUUCUGGAGUCCUGUGCCACAUUGGAUCACUUGUUUAUUUAACUGAGUUUGUAAAUACACUUUUCUUUCUGAACAAUGUUGGUAAAACUUACUUUUUCAGAUGUACCCACUGUGAAGAUCAAAAUACAUUCUUAAGUAUUUUGUACCUAAUUGUAAGCUUUUUCCAGGGGUCUUGGUUUAUACUUGUUAAACUGAACACAAUUUUUUUGAUAAUUAGCAUUACCUUUCAUACUUAAAAUAAACAUUUAUUUUUUAAAAAAAAA